CCCUCACACUCUCACACCCUCAGUAUUUGAUUACCAGGAGACUUUGAUUAAGAAUUUAAGAAUGGGGUUGCUACUAUAGAUUGUAGUUUUACCUAGGGUUAGGGUUAGGGGUUUUGUAGGGGUUGGAGACUUGGAGUGGCCAUGGCGGAGCAGGUCAAGUUGUUCGUUGGUGGAGUUUCCGGCGCCAUCACCGAAGGGCUGCUGAGGGACUACUUCAGCAAGUACGGUACUGUUGUGGAGACUUACAUUAGAAGGGAUUCUGGGAGAACGCCUAGAGGGGGCUUUGGAUUUGUUACUUUUGCUGACGCUGCUUCCCUCAGUAGAGCUCUCCAGGAUCAGCAGCAGCAUUUUAUACAAGGACAAAGGGUCGAAGUGAAAAGGGCGAUGAACAAAGGUCAGAGAAAUUUAGAUGGUAGUGGCAAUAAUAAUUUUACGUCGAAAAAGAUCUUUGUUGGAGGGCUGUCAUCUAAUCUAACAGAGGAAGAAUUCAAGAAUUACUUUGAGAGGUUUGGUAGAAUUACGGAUGUAGUUGUGAUGCACGAUAGCGCUACUCGCCGCCCGAGGGGAUUUGGGUUCAUUACUUUUGAGUCUGAGGAAUCCGUUGAGCAUGUUAUGCAGAAUAACUUCUAUGAGUUAAAUGGAAAGCGUGUGGAGGUGAAGAGAGCCGUGCCAAAAGAAGCAAACAACAAUAAUAAAAAUGGUUAUAAUAUGAGGAUGGGUGGUGGAAGAGGGUCUUCCUUUCCUCUGCAUGGGCAGAACUUGCCUUAUGCUCCUGCUCCUGGAUAUGAGAUUUUUCCAGGUUAUUUUCCUUAUUCAGGAUAUGGCUGUAUUGAAAAUUAUUGUUAUGCUGCAACUAGCAUGUAUCCUGGUGGUUACUUUAUGGGAGAGAAUGCUGGAAUUGACUAUGGAAGGACACCUUUUCAGCACCCUUGGAAUGGCCCUGGAUCUCUUGGCAGUGCUAUCAUGUAUCCUCCAUACUCAAGUGGUAGGAACAUGGUUGCUGGUUCGUCUAAUGGGCUUGUAGGGCCAAGAACAAGCUCUAGAUCACAAGCUGAUGCGACCCCAACCCCAUCUCAGAAUGACUCUUCCUUGGAGGAUGCUAAUGGUAACUUCAAUCCUCCCUCUUUGGCCCUGAACAAUUCAGUUGGGGGAAAGUUGGGUAUAGUUUGCAAUGGUGAAGCUCCUAAUUCGGCUGGGGAGAACUCUGGACCUCAUUCUUUGAAGGAUGAUGGUGCUGUUUCUUCACCUUUGAAAGAAGAUGGUUCAAAUAUGGUUUGCAAUGGUGAAGCUCCUACUUCGGCUGGGGAGAACUCUGGACCUCAUUCUUUGAAGGAUGAUGGUGCUGUUUCUUCACCUUUGAAAGAAGAUGGUUCUGAAUUUUCUUCGCAUUUGAAGGUUGAUUGUGCUGCAUCUCCUUCAGAUUCAAAGGAUGAUGGUACUGUUUCUCCUUCAGAUUCCUUUGAUGGUGCUGCUCCUCCAGAUACGAAGGAUGAUGGUGUGGCUUCUUCUUCAGAUUCGCACGACAAUGGUUCUACUUGUAGCUUGAAUACAAGCACUGAUAAUUUGAAGUGCAAUGGUGCUGCUUCUAAUUCUAGUUACGACAUACAAAAUCAAAAUGAUAUUGAUGAACAACUUAAGCCUUCCCCUGAUUGUGAUUCUAGCUGACACUCUACAUUGAGAGAUUGGUGAGUAUCAUACUGACAGGGUUAGGACUGCUCCUUUACAUUAUUGGUUCUGUUUCCUGACCAUAAACAUUCUUGCUUUGUUAUCUUAGGUUUCAAUAAUUUAUCCAUACAGGAUUUGUCUUGUGUAAUAUAAUUGUUUCUAAAUUCAAAACUACAUCAUAUUUUUCCCCUAUCUGCAAGGUCCUACGAUAAUGGCACAUGGUGUUGCAGCCAAAGCUUUGGUUUCAAGGUUCAUUCACAAUAUGAUCUUUCAUUGGUAUUCACCGUCAACUAUAUUUAAAAGCAUAUUUCAAUGUAUUCCCACUUUGAGUUACCUUGAUCUAUUUAUUUGUCUGGUAGGUAUUAUAGAUUGCCAAAACAAUGUAGUAUUAAAGCAGAGCUCUUGUUCUUGUUAAAUGAAUUUGGGUGAUCUUCUGUGAGCUAAUAAUUUUUAGCAUUGCCCCAAAUUUUAUACCGUCACUUGAAAGUAAAAAAAAUUGAGCAUCCCAGAAAGAGGAUCUAUCUGUAAGACCCUUCGCAAUGCUCUCCUAGUGAUGGACUCUUUUUGUUUUUUCA
Messenger RNA from Vitis riparia (riverbank grape), 2240 nucleotides. Its product is annotated as RNA-binding protein 1-like. Gene Ontology annotation, molecular function: RNA binding. The transcript is spliced from 2 exons. The record is from RefSeq and is a predicted model, not a curated record. Bases 142 to 1665 code for a protein of 507 amino acids. Lineage: Eukaryota; Viridiplantae; Streptophyta; Magnoliopsida; Vitales; Vitaceae.